ACAGCCGGCCGUGCGCGGUGACGUCAGAGCCCCGCCCUCCCCACGGCCCUCACGCACGGGGUUGGAGAGAGAAGCGAGGAGAAUGGUGCGCGCCCGCGCGAGGGGGCCAGCAGAAAAUGGCGAGUUUGUGUAAGAGCCAGCAAUGCUCCAUCGAGAGGCGCGGCUUUCGGCAGGAACUGGACUCGUGGCGCUACAAACUCAUUCACUGUGUAGGAUUUGAAAGCAUUUUAGAAGGACUGUUUGGACCUGGAUUACUUAAAGAUCUCAGCUUGUUUGAAGACUGUGAACCUACAAGUGUUUGUGACUGGUCUUUUGAUGAAAACUGCCUUUUUUGCUGCGUGAGACGAGAAAAAGUUAAGGAACAUUUAGCUGGCUUUCAUAAACCAGUCUGUGAAGCUGGACAAGAAAACUUGCUUAAACAAGAUCAAGCAAAAAUUAUUCGACUAGAAAGGCAAGCAGAAGAAUUUAUCAAUGCAGUCUUCUACAAGAAAGACAGUCCUAGGGUCUUUGAUCCUAAUAUACCCUUAGUCGCUCGUGAGAUCAUGCAGCGAAUGAUUCGACAGUUUGCUGCUGAAUAUACCUCAAAAACUAGCUCUACUCAGGACUCCAGCCAUCCCAACAGCACAAAGAACCAAAGCUUGCCAAAAUUAUCCUCUGGAAAAAGUUCACCACCUCCUGCUACAACUCAGAACCCUGUACUUAGCAAGCUUCUGAUGGCUGACCAAGAUUCUCCUCUAGACCUCACUGUCAAGAAGUCACCUUCUGAAGAACCCUGCGAGCAAGCAGAUGGAGUGCUUGACCUGUCCACUAAGAAGAGCCCUUGCUCUGGAAGCACGUCCUUAAGCAUUUCUCAAAGUACCUCAAACACUAUAGGGAAUGGAAUGGAACAUACUGGUAGAAUCGCCAUAGAUGGCAAGAAUUGUACAGCUGUAACACUGGAAAAGUUCAUGGACAAGUUGUGUGCACAUCACCAGACACAAUUUACACAUGUGUUAAACAGUUUAUGCACUGAAAAGCAGUUGUCUUCACCUGAAGCAAGUACUUCAAGUUCUGAUGGCAAAAGCAAUGGGUGCACCUGUUUUGUAAGCAAAUCUAAUGGUUUAUCAGUAUUUGGGUUACAUAUAUCAGAUUGUCAAGCGACUCCAGCUUCAACUCAGCAACCAGUUAUUGCAAUGACUGAACCCAAUUGUAUGGAUAAAGUACUACACACCCAUAGUCCUUGUGAACAGUAUUCUCCUGAUUUGUUGAAGCAGUCCUCCAUGUCCGAUAAUAUGUCGGUUGGCAGUUGCAUUACCCCUGCAAACUGUGCAUCUGUACACAGAAUUGUGUAUUUUAAAGAACAGGAAUUAACUGCUCUAUCUCUGGAGGGGGAUGUAGUUAUGAGCCCUAAAAAACCUAUUAUUGUAAAUAAAAAUGAGAAUGUUCACGAUUCAGCAUACACUUCAGACAUACAUAGAGCUGCCGAACAAGCAAAUGAUCCAUAUGAAUAUGACGUGAAAGAAUAUAGUGAAAGCUCUUUAUGCAAUAUAUUUCUAAGCAAAGCAAUAGAUCAAGUAAAGGAUUUUCAGGAUCAUAACACAAAUUCAGUCCCCGCUGAGCAAAAGCCAGUAUUAAAUGAAUCUAUGCAAACUUUAAAAUCAACUCCAGCUUUUGAAGGGGGUUGUCAUAAAGCAUGUGAUGUAGUUAAAAUUGGUCAACCAAAGUCAGAAUCCAACUUUGAAAAUCAAAAAGAUUUAGUGUGUUCUCAAAAACCAGCAAUGGAAAGUGCUAGAGGAUGCCUUGUUAGUGAGGAAUUCUGUGAGUUUUCAACUAUAAGUUCAUUGGGCAAAAAUUCUAAUGGUAAUGAACUGGCUAAUUGUGCCAUUGAAACUUCUGAAGCAUUCUCAAGUCCUAAAUGUGAAAUUGUUUCAGAGACAUCUUCAGUGGAUGUUGCGUCAUUUGUUCCAAAAGAGACGCAUGUAGAAAUAAAUCAAUUUACGACUUCACAGCUGACCAUUACUGAUAACCCUGACUACCCAUCACCCACUACUCAGAAGGCAUGUGCCUCUGAAACUUUGCUUGCCCUGGUGUCUCCGAUCCCCCCAAAAAAGGAAACAUAUGCACACUGUGUUUUAUCUGAUGCUGAAAACACUGCAAAUAGACCUGAAGGCAUUCUUACACCGACAAAUACAAUGGGUCCUGCGAUAGACUGCGUGAGUUCUUCUUUAUGUGUAAAAGGUAACUCACUCUUUGAUACAGAUUGUAAAAGUUCUCUUGUAAGCCAUGCAGAAGGACUUCUAUCUCCAUCAGUGGAUGUAGACAUCGAGCUUUGUGUUGAAAAGAAAACCAUGUUGACCAAAUAUGUUAAAGCAACUGAUGAACAAUGCCCUUUAAAUAUAGUUUCAAAAAAGCAUUUAUCUCUAGAAGACUCUUCUGAGCUUUCCUCACCUAGAUCUACGUUAUUUUAUCUCUCAAAUGAAACUGAUUUUACAGAGCAAGGCCAUUGUCCUGCUUGUCAAUCUCAUUUACGUGAAUCAGAAAUUAUGGCUCAUAAUGAGACUUGUUUUGUCCUAAAGAACUUGAAAACUGAAGAUGUUAAAUCAUCAUCUUCAAGUAGCAUAUGUGUAGAUUACUGGUCAGAUAAAAGCCCAACAGAACUACCAAAUCUUAAAUUCACUCGAGCAUUAAAUAGUUUUGUAAAACACUCGGUUAAUUUGGACCUGGACAUAUCUGUAGAAUCUGUGGUUAAAGAGAGCAGACAGACCAUCGGUGCAGAUUCUUUCCUCGUGGAGCCAUCAGUCAAGAAGUUUCCUUCAUGCUCUUCAGAGAAAUUUGGUAAUUCCAAUAGUUUAACACCUCAACAUGAAAUUUUUAAAUGUUCACGACAAUUUAAUCUUUGUGAUAUCAAUAGUGUCACAACUACAGUUAAGGACGAAUAUUUUAAUGAUCUACAAACUGAUCAUGAUCAGAUUACCUUGGAAAUAGAAGAGAAAGCUUCUUUAGAUGAAGUGCAAAAAUGGCAUCAUGCUUCACUGUUAGAUCUGGACAAUGAAGUAGUAGAAAACUCAUUAGCAGCAAGUGACAUAAGUGAAGAGAAAAUAUCCUUGACUAGUGAAUUGGUUAAUUCAGAUUGUUCAGGGAUUGAAAAAAAUGUAGGUAUAGACUCCAAGCAAAAAUCAAAAAGAAAACCAACUCUGGCACCAUCUGACAGACAACUUAGAAGUCAGCUUUUCCAAAAGCCUCCAACUCUCAUUCCUCAAAUGCAUGCAAUAAACAACAAAAGCACUAAAGAAGUAAAAACAUUUGUUUACACUAAAAAUACAAACAUUUUAACAACUGACAGCAUCAACCAGGAUGAUUUAAAUGUUUGUAAGACACUUGACAAGAAAAAUUCAAAUUUUGAACAAAACAAUCUCAUCCAGCAUUCAAACGGCAUAAAAACUAAAAGUAAGCAAAUAAUUUCAGAAAGUCAGUUUAUGAAGAAGGAAAUGUCGAAAGCACCUCUUAAGACAAGUUGGCAAAAAAGAAAUUCAUAUUUAGGUUUAAGAACUAAAACUGCCAUAUCUAAUGUCCAACGUAAAGAGAGCGCGAACAAUGCCAAUAUUUUGGAAAAAAAUUCUACUUCUGAUUGGAAGGAUUUAAACAAGCACGUUUCAAGAAAAACCUCAAUGACUUCAAAACGUAUACAGUCAAAAUCAGUGACUAAACAUAAACAAUUGACUUUGCAAAAUUUCAAUUCAGGGCAAAUAACUUCAUAUAACAACCCUAAACAAACAAUUAAAGUGGAGGAUAUUGUUGGAAGGAAUGCAGUGGAAUCAGAAGAGCAUUUAAUUGAUUCAGAGUUAAAUAGCCCAGUAUUAGGAAUAGAAAGACCAAAAUUUGUUGAUUGGUGUUCCGAGGAGGACAAUCAAGAGCGGAUUUCCAAUUUUAGUAACAUGUACAUGUCCGUCCACAAAACUUGGAUUCCACUUGAAAAAGAGGCACCAGUCGUGCACAAAUCUAAGAACAAAUCUGACAAACUGAAAGAGAUUUGGAAAACCAAAAAAAGGACUCGUAGAAACAAAAAGGUGCAUGAGACUCCAAAAUACUCGUCUGUACAAACAUUAUUUAUGAAUUCUUUUAAAUUAUCAGAUGUUUGCCGAUGGUUUGUUGAAACAACAGAGACCAAAUCUUUAGUGAUUGUAAAGAAAAUAAAUACUCGCCUACCUGAAGAUCCCUUACCGAUUAUGCCUGUGCAUAAGUAUCCGGCAUCUAGCUUAUACCCUCAUGUGCCACAAGCUCAACGUCUGAAAAAAUACCUUAAAAAAUUUGCUUCUGUUAUUCCAGCUCGAAAUAACCGCAAAACACAAAUGGCCCUUGCUAACUUGAAAGAGAACCAAGAAGUGCAUCUUUGGGACAAUCUAAAUGAUAAAAAUAUUGUUCAGGGAACUAAUGCAAGCAGAGUUGUAAAGUCCAAAUCCAAUGUCAAUAAACCUAUGACAGACCAGAAGUCCCAAUUUAAAUCUGGUUUGGUGAAGUCUGAAAAAAAAGAACAUGUUCUCAACAUGGUGCAAUCAAAGAUUACCUGCAGUAAUCAAAGUAUAACUGAAUCCUCUAAAUUAGCUUUCAAGGUAACCACAGAUUCAUCUUCUUCUGAAUCUGCAGUCCCUGAGAAAACCAGUAAAAAACGUCCCACAGACCCUACUGGGAAAUCGGGCACACAAGUAAAGAAAAAGAAAAUAAUGGAGACAUCCACAUAUAAAAAAAAAACAUUUGACAGUAAAACCAAUCUUCCAACAAAGAACAUAAACAAAGUUAAUAAAGACUCAAAAUCUCUAUACCUAAAGAAGCAUCUGACAAAAAGGGAAACCUUUAAUGCUUCCAAAGACGUAGCUUUGAAAAAUCUGCGUACCAGAAGACAAAAUUGUCAUACUAAAACUCAAGCAGUUAAUAAACAUAAAAUGAAAACUCGACAAAGUAAAUCAGAAAACCAAAAACAGUUGUCUCCAAAAUUGGCUAAACCUAAGAUUAAGAAAGCAUUAAGAUCACAGAGAAUUGAACCUUGUAAAAAUACAAUACAUGUACUUAACAGAGGCAAGAAGGGUGUUAAAUACCAACAGAAAAAGAGAAAACAAAGAUCAUAAACUCGACUACAUACAUUAGGAGACGAUCACUUGAAGUUAAAUAAGUAAUGAACAUUGAUUAUAUAUGUGCUGUUGUACAGGCAUCCUUUGCAUUACUUGGCUGUUUCAUAAGCUGUAGCACGCCUUUGGAAAACCUGCGGUUAAAUUUAAGAUGGAGACUUUUUAAAGCUAGGUUAUGGCGUGAGGUUGAUUUAAAAGAA
This is a messenger RNA of Pelobates fuscus (common spadefoot toad), 5302 nucleotides long. RefSeq names its product ligand dependent nuclear receptor corepressor (gene LCOR). Lineage: Eukaryota; Metazoa; Chordata; Amphibia; Anura; Pelobatidae. The transcript is spliced from 7 exons. Gene Ontology annotation, cellular component: nucleus. The coding region runs from base 117 to 5102 and encodes 1661 amino acids. Gene Ontology annotation, molecular function: DNA binding. The record is from RefSeq and is a predicted model, not a curated record. Gene Ontology annotation, biological process: regulation of transcription by RNA polymerase II.